Messenger RNA from Hydatigera taeniaeformis, 336 nucleotides. The record is from the annotation of a GenBank genome assembly. NCBI's taxonomy places the organism in Eukaryota, Metazoa, Platyhelminthes, Cestoda, Cyclophyllidea, Taeniidae.
AUGAACCGCAUGAGAUUGGCAUUCGUGAUCAAACCCAGUCACCAAUUCCUCGCAAAUCCUGACUCUCACGUCAACCCGCGCAUAAACAAUUCAGCGGCACAGUUGGCAAGGCUGCGGUUUGGACUUGUACGCAUUGCCAUCGGUGGCGAAGUUUUGCCCACUCAAGGGAAGGUGCCAUGCACAAUGCGUUGCCUGUCUCCUUCUCUCUCUCUCUCGCUUUCACCACCUCUGGAGGCUCUUAACAAGUCGGUCUCGCCUCCAUCAUCUACUCCAGUCCAGUUUCCGGUUGGCUUGUGUGACAUUGUUAAACACUCCUCGGUUAGGAAACGAACAUGA